This is a messenger RNA of Scutellospora calospora, 1135 nucleotides long. NCBI's taxonomy places the organism in Eukaryota, Fungi, Glomeromycota, Glomeromycetes, Diversisporales, Gigasporaceae. The record is from the annotation of a GenBank genome assembly.
UCCUAUUGAAACUCGUUGGAAUAGCUAUUAUUACUGUUUUUCAAGUUUAUUAAAAACCAAAGCAGCUUUAAAGGCAACUAAAUUCGAGUUAUCAUCAACUUCUAGUUCUAUGCAAAAUACAUCAUUAUCUACAAAAAUUUGCGAUAUUAUCAAUAAUAAACAAUGGUGGAUUACUAUUAAUAAUCUCGCAAAUCUUCUGUUACCAUAUUGUGCAAUUUUAAAUAAAUUACAACAAGACAAAGCUCGAUUACAUGAGCGUUGGAAAUCUUGGGAGCAACCACUUCUUUUACUUGCCUUUCUUCUCCAUCCAGAAUAUCGUAUACAAAUAUUUGAAAGUAGUAUUGAAGGAUUAUACACACAACUUAGUGACUGGAUUUGCUGGUAUUACUAUGCGUGGUUCCAAGCAGAACCAAAAUCAUUACUUCCUGAGCUUGAAAAAUUUCGUAAACAGCAAAAACUAUUUACUUCACGUGUUGAAGACCAAUUUGCAAAUGAUAUUUUAGGUUAUUGGGAGUUUUGCUCUGAUUCAGCAAAAGAAUUAAGUAAGGUUGCAUGUCGAAUUUUUUCAAUUUGUGUAAAUUCUGCAUGUGUUGAAAGACUCUUUUCAUGUAUGGGUUGGUUUCAUAAUAAAUACCGUAAUCGUUUAAAGCCUAAUAAAGUAUUACAAAUGAGUCAAUUACGUGCUGCGAUAAAUCAUCAUAAUAAUUUAAAAGCUAUCAAAAGUUCAAUUGAAACAUUUCAAAGCAACGUUCAACUACUACUACCGCAGUCUGAUAAUUCUGAAAUAUUAAUAGAUCCGACACAAAAUCAAGAUUAUACAAUAGUUGUUAGUGAUUCUGAAGACGAAGAAACCCAGAACCAAAAUAACAAUAUUAUGAAUGUGGAGGAAUGGAAUAAAACAAUAUCAAAAUGGGUUACUAUGAUUGAUGAUGAUGAGUAUUCACGAAGUGAAGAAGAGUGGGAUCAACUAAAUUCUGUUGAGUUAGAGCUUGAUGAAAAUAUAAUUAAUUCAAAUCAAGUUGUGAGUAAUAUAAUUAUUGACCAUCCAUCAAUUAAUAAGGAUGCAAAAUGGAAUCUUUGCAGUUUAUUUAGUCAAAACCUUCCAACUCCGCCAUAUUUUUUAGAAUUAGAAUAA